AUGGCUGACCCAGACAGCCCAGGUUGGAAAUGGUUUCCCAACGUCAAAGAUAACUGGUCUCUCGAUGUUGUGACUCUUCUCGCCGUCAUCGGCGAAUCGUCUAUGGCUGAACAGACUCAGACCAUCACAGCUUCUUUACUAUGUCUUCUUCCACGACUGAUCCCAGCCCCUCAAGCCCUUCUCAAACCUUCACGUCCAAGCCGAAUGCCUGAGACUCUUGCGAAGAUGACGGGCGUCUAUAGUGGGACUACUCUCGACUCCGUAGGGUUCUUUGCGACUAUCAUCACUCCUCUCGACUCUCUUCACCCUUUCAGCUUUCGCGUUCUGGAUAUCAAACAUACCGACCCAUCUCAUUUUGGCGGAAUUGACAUGAACCCUCCUUCUGCCCAAGAAACUUGGUCUACACGAAGUAUCAACUGGGUAAAGUCUAGACGUUCGAGUUCCCACAACCAGGACCGUCAAACAGCUGGGAAAGACAGUCGUAUUCCGCGAGCUCCCAAGACAGACGAUGGCCUCCCUUUACCCGUACAAGCAAACUCGCCCCCUACGGCACGUACAACGACUUUCAAGCUACCAGAUCAAUCCCCAGGAGACGAAGAUGCUCCUAAAAUGAUAGUCCGCAGGCCUACGGCUAAGCAGAAGGUCCAGGACAUGCUUGCAAACCCUACUUUUGCCAACACCAAGAGGCGCCCUGCGGUUCCGGCCAAGCUCUUCUCGCCAAUCCACAUUCUCUCAGUCUUUUCGUGUCUCUUGAGCAUAGCCAUCGUAGUAUGUGCUGUGGUAUGGAAAGACGGCAACGCUAUCUUGUCCGUAUCUCUCAUAUCCUUUGCCUCAACUGUGGUGGGCUAUGCCUCGUUCUGGCAUCCCAUUCUCAUGAACCGAAAACAUACGAACGAGGUUCCCCGAGGCGACGUCAUGAUACGAACCCGAGAAGGGGCGUUUCUUCUCAUCAAGUGUACCGAAGAGGUUGCCCGAGAGCUGUACUCAGGCACGGAAGAGUGUCACUACCAUGUUGGCGGUCGAACAUACAGACUGCUUAUGGCUCUCGGGACGACACUGCUCAUGUUAAGCGUCGUUCUUUUCGGUAACUGCACGUGGAACUCGCAGAUAUUCAUCGGCGGCAGCUACAUUGUCCUUAAUGGACUCUAUUGGGGUCUGGGUAUGAUCCCACGUACCUACUUCUGGGAUCUUUCACGAUAUCAGUGGGAAGAUGUUACCCCUGAUGAUGCCAAGAAUGCGCAUCAAAUCACCGAUGAGAACGACCAGCGCGAGGGAUAUCCUAGCUUUACACGAACGCUUUGGUAUGCAAUUCGCGAAACUCAACGAACAGGCUGGGUUAACGCCAGUGGUGCAGCACCCGGCACAGACCAGUGGAAGACGUGGCUCAAGGAGGCUUUGGCGAAUGCCAAGAAAGGAAACAGAUCGUGGAACUCGGUGGCUAGGAAGGAUGUAAUUGUCAAGGAGAGUCUUGCGGCCGACGAGGACUUUGAUGAGGCGGCUCAGCAUGCGCCGGCCACUGAAGUUCAGACCAAGGCUGUCACGAGACAGAGCCAUGAUAGAGAAAGGGACGGCUCAACAUUCUGA
This is a messenger RNA of Fusarium coffeatum, 1584 nucleotides long. RefSeq lists its product as uncharacterized. Lineage: Eukaryota; Fungi; Ascomycota; Sordariomycetes; Hypocreales; Nectriaceae. The transcript has a single exon. The coding region runs from base 1 to 1584 and encodes 527 amino acids. The record is from RefSeq and is a predicted model, not a curated record.